Molecule: messenger RNA, 1516 nt
Organism: Sinocyclocheilus rhinocerous
Lineage: Eukaryota; Metazoa; Chordata; Actinopteri; Cypriniformes; Cyprinidae
Product: MOB kinase activator 3C-like
Exons: 4
Coding region: 334-984 (216 amino acids)
Source: RefSeq, a predicted model, not a curated record
UGACAUCAUACACAGGAAGGGAAGCCAAGUAACUUGCUUUUUCGCUCUAAACCCUAUUCCUAAGUGAGUUUUGGAGGGUAAAGACCGGCUGAUGAGUGCGAGAAAGGAUCCUCACGGGACUCUUUGGAUUCGCUCUGCUCCCUCUUGGAGAGAACAGGAGAGCGAGGAAAUCUUUUCAGGUUUCCCACAACAUUCCAAGUGUCUACGGCAGGACUAAAGCCAGAAACUCCCUAUUGGAUGUGACGAGGGCCCUGGGAAUCAUACGAGUGAAAAAUCACAAUCUUCCAGAUCCUGCUUGGAUCUGACGUCUCCGUCACCCUGCUCAGUUCGGCAAUGGCUCUGUGCUUGGGGCAGGUUUUCAGCAAAGACAAAACAUUCCGGCCUCGAAAGCGAUUUGAACCUGGAACCCAGCGCUUUGAGCUGUACAAAAGAGCCCAAGCGUCUCUGAAAUCAGGCCUGAACCUGAGGAAAGUGGUGCAGCUGCCGGACGGGGAGAACAUUAAUGACUGGAUAGCUGUGCAUGUGGUGGAUUUCUUCAAUCGAAUCAACCUCAUCUACGGGACCGUGAGUGAGUUCUGCACUGAGAAGAGCUGUCCCAUCAUGUCUGGAGGGCCACGUUAUGAAUACAGGUGGCAGGAUGGGGAUCAAUACAAGAGGCCCACCAAACUGCCUGCUCUUAUAUACAUGAACCUCCUGAUGAACUGGAUCGAGUCCCUCAUCAACAAUGAGGACAUCUUUCCUACACGAGUAGGAGUCCCUUUUCCAAAGAACUUUCAGCAGGUGUGCAAGAAGAUACUGAGCCGCUUGUUUCGGGUGUUUGUACACGUGUACAUCCAUCACUUUGACAUGAUCUGUAGUAUGGGAGCUGAGGCCCACAUCAACACCUGCUACAAACACUACUACUACUUCAUCUCUGAGUUCAGCCUCAUCGACCACUCGGAGCUGGAGCCGCUUAAAGAAAUGACAGAGAAGAUCUGUAACUGAAAGAUGCGGAGAACGGAUGGGAAUCCAAAUGUCAAACAUUCAGACCCAAGUUCUGAUCUAAGAUCAGACGAGAUCAGAGACUCACAAAUGAGCUAAAAAUGCAAUGCAUCUGUGCUUCUUACUGAAACACUUGUGGGUCCAGUAAUUCAACACACGUUCUUGAGACAGUAAAUGUUUAAAUGAUGUACUGUAUCUCAAAUUCUGGAGCAGUGAUCUGAAAUGAUGCAUCGAUUGCUUAGUAUUCUGCAUACAUUUUUUUGAGCAAUUCACCACGUGACUUCAAAGAACCUUUUAAAAUAUUUGUUCCUGAGGAUAACAUGUCUGGAGAUGGCAUGUCUUAAACUUCUGCCAAGUCUGAGAGGCUGCAUUCUUGCUCUGUCGUGUCUGUGCCAGUGCAGGGACAGAAGCCUUUGCUAUCUUUAUUUAACCAGGGCAUGUGCAGUAAGAAACUAUUACCAUAGCUAGUGACUGAUGAUGAAUAGUACUCAACGGUAUUAUUCUUAUUUCAGACAUUUUGUUCUGACAAUGUAUU